AUUUAUGGUAACUUUGGAGGCAAUUUACGACGGACGGCUAUAAACAUUUGUCUCUUUAUUAUUAUUAAAAAAUUGGUAUAGAUUUUGUGUCCCAUAGGUUGAUAUUAUCAAAAACAGUUUUGCGAAAGCACAUAGAUAUGCUCUAAGUAUUGCAUAUCUAAAACUUAUGCCAUUGAUUGUACGUUAAGAUUCGUGCCCGCAUUUUUUUGUCUUUUUUCUUUGUCUUUCUAGUUUAAAUGAGUCAUGCAAUAAUCAGGACACAUCUAGAUGUGCACUAGACAGAAAACAAGUCGGAUGAAGGCAUGAAGAGGGAGAGAAAACGAGGGAAAAGAUGAGUCGAACCUACCGAGUCGUUGAGAUUUCCUGUAUAGAAAACCAAACUACCCCUAAAACGAAGAUCCACCACAAAACUCCUACCAAUCUACCACCCAACCGGGGAAGAGGACAAUGCUCGUGACUCAGCUACACACCAACAGUCCAGCACAAGCUCUGCUCUGCCACUCCCAGUGCAUGCACUACUAAUACGGGAAUAGCACAGAACUACACGUACGACGCCGGGCGUCCUUGAAGUUGCCCGCCCGCCGCGCACCGAACAGGUCGACAAUGGCAAAGAACGCCACGGCCACCGCCGACGCCGGCGACGAGGUCGUCCACGACUUCUCUCCGCUCCUCCUGGUCCACAGGAGCGGCAGGCUCGAGCGGCCCCUCGUCAUGCCGCCCGUCCCGCCCGGCCACGACGCCGCCACGGGCGUCGUGUCCAAGGACGUGUCGCUCUCGCCCUUCUCCUUCGUGCGUCUCUACCUCCCGCCCGAAACGGGCGCCGGCGCCGGCAAGAAGCUCCCCGUCCUCGUGUACUUCCACGGCGGGGGGUUCGUGAUCGGGUCGGCCGCGUCGGCCGCUUACCACCGCUGCCUCAACGACCUCACCGCGGCCUGCGCCGCCGUCGCCGUCUCCGUCGACUACCGCCUCGCCCCGGAGCACCCGCUCCCCGCCGCGUACGAGGACUCCCUGGCGGCCCUCAAGUGGGUGCUCUCCGCCGCCGAUCCGUGGCUCGCCGAGAGAGCCGACCUGUCCCGCAUUUUCCUCGCGGGAGACAGCGCCGGCGGCAACAUCUGCCACCACCUCGCCAUGCACCACGACUUGAGGGGCGCCGCGGGAAGGCUCAAGGGCAUCGUCCUGAUCCACCCGUGGUUCUGGGGCAAGGAGCCCAUCGGCGAAGAGCCCCGGCCGGGGCGCGCGGAGGGCGUGGACCAGAAGGGCCUGUGGGAGUUCGUGUGCCCCGACGCAGCGGACGGCGCGGACGACGCCCGGAUGAACCCGACCGCGGAGGGCGCGCCGGGGCUGGAGAACCUGGCGUGCGAGAAGCUCAUGGUGUGCGUCGCCGAGGGGGACUUCCUGCGUUGGCGCGGCAGGGCGUACGCCGAUGCGGCGGCCCGGGCGAGGGGCCCCGAGCCGGCGGUGGAGCUGUUCGAGUCGGAGGGGGUCGGCCACGUGUUCUACCUGUACGAGCCUGCAACGGAGAAGGCCAGGGAGCUGCUGGAGAGGAUCGUGGCGUUCGUCAGAGCGGAGUGAGCACAGGCACGCGCCGUGGGGCAACGGGCAAUGCUGAACGGAAACGAUGAAAGAAGGUGAAGUAUAUCAAAAUAAACGACGACUAGACGUUUCAAGUGUGUAUUUUCUGUUGGUCGUUUGAGGGAUGAAAAGAGGAUGAAGAUUUGAAACGGACGCAUGUUUCUAAGCUAGAGCUCAAAUGUGCUCGGGUGAACAGUAAAAUCUGUUUUUUCAUAAUUGAAAUUUUAAAAAGAAACAGAAUUUUUUUGUCGCCGA
This is a messenger RNA of Aegilops tauschii subsp. strangulata, 1827 nucleotides long. RefSeq names its product probable carboxylesterase 2. The record is from RefSeq and is a predicted model, not a curated record. Gene Ontology annotation, molecular function: hydrolase activity. NCBI's taxonomy places the organism in Eukaryota, Viridiplantae, Streptophyta, Magnoliopsida, Poales, Poaceae.